AUGUUCUCUGACAGGAAGGACCACAGAGGCUUCAAGCCCCACACCUCUCACUUCUUCCCUUGGCUCCGCAAUGGCCUGAAAGCCAAUCAGGACAGCAACCUGGGACUAGACGGGGCGUACACAUGUGGCACCGAGCCUCGCAGCACCCUGAGCCCACUGGGGAAGGCCAAGGGGGUCUGUCUCUUAUCAAAGGACUUGAUCCAGGGGAAGGACAAAGAGAAAAAAGGCGACGCUCGCUGUAAUGGAGUGGGUUUGGCCAAAAGACUGCCUGUGGUGCUGAGGGGGCAUCACAUCCUGCCAGGGAGCCUGGGGAGGCAGAGGGGGGACAGCCCUGCCAGGUGGAAACAGCCUCCGGAGCAAAAUCCAGAUUCAGACAACCCCGGAGACAAACCAAAGCGUCUGGGCGACACUUCACCAUCUGUCCACGACUACUCCUCUGAGUACUCUGUGGUUAGGAGCCAGCUCGGCCCCCCUAACCCCCCUCCCUCACAGACCGACAGGACUAGCCCCCCGGUUAGGAGGUACGGGCCCCUGCUAGUUCCCACUCCCGUUUCUGGUCCUGCGCGGCCUGGAAAGUUCAAAGGUCAGGAGCCAAACUGCAACGCGCCGGUCAUAGUAUGUAUGGAGGAAGGGAGGGAGAAGACGUGGCACUAUGCCAGACAUACCUACCUUCAGCGGGACCUCCAUUCGUCGAUAUUGCUGAACUCUGCAGAGAGGCAGCAGGGUCUCGACCACAGCAAAGAACGGAGCCAGAGGGAUCUGGCUGGAUCCGAGGAGCCAUUGUCGGUGGCUGCUUUCAAUGGCCCCAACUCCCUUCACGGAGUCAUCUUCUCUACUGAGGUGCCUCUGAGAGAUAGAGAUUCGGGCUGUAGCAGGAAACCCAGACCCAGCUCGGAGUGCACCCUAAGCUGGGCUCAGAGAAGUCAGACGUGGAGCCGGUCUAGGCCGACCAGCGGAGGAGAGGCACGGGUUGCUUGGAGGGAGGCAGGCCAGACGGGGCCGAGGUGCAGCAGGAAGGCCGUUCGCAGCCAGAUUAAACGGGUGGUGGCCAACCUGGAGCAGGUUCUGGGAGCCCUGAAGGAUGUCCAUCAGGAAAUGAAAGAGGUGGUAGAGCAGAUUGACUACCUCACCUCAUCCAUUGACCUGAAUGAGGAGGAGCAGGGAGGGCGAGAUGGUAAUAUGAACCCACCCAGCGACAGCAGCUCCAGCUCCAGCGGAGUCACAGUGGGCAGCAACCAUCAGAGGCCCUCGGACCAGGGAGUCGAGUCAGGGAGCAUUGACCCAUCUACCACCCUCAGGAAAGGUCGUCUGCUCAGCCAUGUUAGAGACCGGUCCCCACCGGGCGUACAGCCGCACACCCAAAACACUGUGAGGCCAUCUGAGAGGAAGACUCAAACCCUCCCGUUCACCUUCCGCAGUCUCAGGUCUUCUCCAAAAUGGAGUGGCGGACCAGCCUCAAGCUCUCAUGAUCGCCUUUCGUCAACUCCUUCAGUCAAAACUGGUGGCCUGGUUGAAAGCCUCACCUCACAAAACUCAGACUCUGCCACCUGCAGAACCAGUCCUCUCCCUGUCCGCCCCCCUACUCCUGGUCUGUCCCCCCUCACGGUUAACCUCCACCACCCUAACAGCACCCCAGGCCUCAGCAGCCCUGCUCCUCUGUCCCACUCCCCCAGGCCCUCCUCUCCCAUCAGGCUCCCCCCUCUGUCUUCACAGCCUUCCCUACUCUCUGCCAUCAGCCCUUCUGUCAUCUCAGAGACCAAAGGUGGGUCUAAUCACAUCCCGCACGCUAUAAACCUGCCUGCCAGCCCGUCCUCUCCAUCGUCAGAUGGGCCUCCGGCUCCCAGCUGCCCACCCAGUGACUGUGAAACCCUGCCUGGGACCGACGCUGGGUGGCAAGCAUCUUUAACAGAGCCCAUUCAGUUAGCUCCACAGGGGAGGCUGUCUCCUACAGCCGCAACUAAACCACCUUCAGCACAAGGCUGCAGGGGUCGCAAGCCUCCCCCUUACCCACACAACACACUCUUCGAACGCACAAAGAAAGCCAAGGAGCCCCGCAAGGCUCCUCCAUAUCCUGAGAAAAGAAGGCUGCUCUCUACUACUGUGUGAGACGACACAGCAGGAGGAGGAGGCUGGUCGAACACAGCCAGAUCCACAGCCGCAGGUCUGCGAGAGUGGGGAGUGAUUUAAGACUCGCCAAGUUGAGCCGACACCGAGUUUCCAAGGUGACGGGGUGAAAAAUCAACUAAGGGGGAACAGAGCUGGAGCAUGAGGAG
This is a messenger RNA of Lampris incognitus (smalleye Pacific opah), 2273 nucleotides long. Its product is annotated as proline-rich protein 36. The record is from RefSeq and is a predicted model, not a curated record. Bases 1 to 2106 code for a protein of 701 amino acids. NCBI's taxonomy places the organism in Eukaryota, Metazoa, Chordata, Actinopteri, Lampriformes, Lampridae. The transcript is spliced from 3 exons.